CUAGGCCGGCCCUGGUUCUGGGAUUGAUCCAGGUCCCCGUCCAGUGACUCCAGUCCGGUCUGGCAUCGUGUUCACGGCUGGCUGACAGGCACCAAGUAGGUACCUAGAUGGUGAGAGUCGUUCGACAGACCCUGCAUCCCCUCCCUGUCGCUCUUCCGUUUCCUCUCCUCUCACUUCCCCUCUCCGGGGUUGGUCGACGAAGUACUCUCCUCCCACAUCCCAAUUUUUUUCUCUUCUCCUCAUCGAUUCAUCUCGACCAGCGCUCUAAGUUCGACUGUCAACGCCUCGCUCUCGCAAAAGAGGCAGCACGUUGCUUUGUCCACUCGGGAACUGACCACCUAUCCGAACGCCUCGCCCAAGGCCCAGCAAGUCCGCUCUUAGCGCACGGCGAACCCACCGACUUAGCGACUGUCCGGCCUGAACCCCCGCCCGCCGACCCCCCCGCUCCACUGCAACGGAUCCUCCCAUCAUCCAUCAUCCAUCAUCAUCCCUCGCCCAACACAGCGCCCCUGUCAGUCAGUCGCCCAGCGGCACCUGGGUCCGGGUGUUCAGCGUCCAAUCUUCGGUGGCGGCUCUGAGCCUUCGCCCCGAGCCCGAGCCUAACGCUGAGCCAGAGCCACGAGGUGGGAUGCCCGCAAGGUGAGAGGCCGCUGACCGACCUGGAGCGAGCGCCCUAGAGCCCUGUAAGUUAGGC
Ilyonectria robusta is the source of this 694-nucleotide messenger RNA. RefSeq lists its product as uncharacterized. The transcript has a single exon. The record is from RefSeq and is a predicted model, not a curated record. The coding region runs from base 108 to 578 and encodes 156 amino acids. NCBI's taxonomy places the organism in Eukaryota, Fungi, Ascomycota, Sordariomycetes, Hypocreales, Nectriaceae.